GUGGCUGCCACCUGUCAUUUGAGUGGUCACUUAACUUUCCUUCAAGGUUAUUAUCUGGUAAGCCUUGUGUUCUAGUUGAGGAAAAUGAAGAUGACACAGGGCAUCUGAGAGGCAGCCGAAAGGCCAGGAGAAGGUUUUAUGGUAAACAGGAUUACAGGAAAAGCUGGUUAUAGAUGGGUCGUUUAUUCUUUGUUUAAGGAUCAAUCAGUCCAUGUCCUUGCUAAUGGCUCUGCCAUUUUUCUGUGUGUUAAUCCAGGAGGAAUUUUGUUGUCAGAGAAUAAAAGGACGUUGUCCAUAAUUGACUUUAAGCAGCAAACAGUAAAACACUGAGCUCUUCAGCUCCGCCUUUCUUGCUCUGAGAAUUGGAAAACCAAGAAGGUUUUGAUGUUUUGUGUGGCGCCACCUGAAUUAGAAACCAAGAUGAACAUAACCAAAGGAGGUCUGGUGUUGUUUUCAGCAAAUUCUAAUUCAUCGUGUAUGGAGCUUUCAAAGAAAAUUGCUGAAAACAAGAGUACAAAUUCAAGAGUCUGUGAGGGGAAAAGAUGUUUUCAUUAUCCAAACCGUUUCAAAGGAUGUGAACACCACCAUCAUGGAGCUCCUGAUCAUGGUGUAUGCGUGUAAGACCUCCUGUGCCAAGAGCAUCAUUGGCGUGAUCCCCUACUUUCCUUACAGCAAGCAGUGCAAGAUGAGGAAAAGAGGCUCCAUUGUCUCUAAAUUGCUGGCCUCCAUGAUGUGCAAAGCUGGUCUAACUCAUCUUAUUACUAUGGAUUUACACCAGAAGGAGAUUCAGGGCUUCUUCAAUAUUCCUGUGGAUAAUUUAAGAGCAUCUCCCUUCUUAUUACAGUAUAUUCAAGAAGAGAUACCAGAUUAUAGGAAUGCAGUCAUUGUGGCCAAGUCUCCAGCCUCAGCUAAGAGGGCACAGUCUUUUGCUGAGCGCCUGCGCCUGGGAAUCGCCGUGAUUCAUGGAGAAGCGCAGGAUGCAGAGUCCGACUUGGUGGACGGACGCCAUUCCCCGCCCAUGGUCAGGAGUGUGGCUGCCAUCCACCCCAGCCUGGAGAUCCCCAUGCUGAUUCCUAAAGAAAAGCCCCCAAUCACAGUUGUUGGUGAUGUUGGAGGAAGGAUUGCCAUCAUUGUGGAUGACAUCAUCGAUGAUGUCGACAGCUUUCUCGCUGCAGCAGAGACCCUGAAGGAAAGAGGUGCAUAUAAGAUCUUCGUGAUGGCAACUCAUGGCUUGCUGUCUUCUGAUGCCCCCCGCCUGAUUGAGGAGUCUGCCAUCGAUGAGGUGGUGGUCACCAACACAAUUCCACACGAAAUCCAGAAACUCCAGUGCCCCAAGAUUAAAACUGUGGAUAUCAGCAUGAUCCUUUCAGAAGCAAUCCGUCGGAUUCACAACGGGGAGUCCAUGUCCUACCUUUUCAGAAACAUCGGUUUAGAUGACUGAACGCUGUCCAUCUGUACAACUCUGAGGGCCAAACUGGAAACGUAGGAAUGACGCCGUGCGGGCUCACGCUUGCUGGCGUCUUCCACAGGAGUUUUCCUGCUCUGCCUAUCCCUGUCCCUGUCCCCGUACCCCUCUUCUUGUUGAUUCCUAUGAAGAUAGACCAACUUUUUAUGUCAGGUCAGGCGUGUGUGAGUUGGGGGGCAAUUUUUAUAAAAGAAAUACUUUAUUCUCCUCUUAAAUAAAAUAAGAUCUGGUUGUUUUAGUUUAACUAUGUAAGAAAUAACUUAGAAUAAGAUAUUUAAGCUCACAACCUUUUUCCAAAGUUGCUUGAGCCAAAUGCUUUAAAAAGUUAAUAAAAUAAAAUGGUCUACUCUAUGGUACCUGCAGUUGAGAAGCCAAAAAGCUUAUACUGUUGAAUCUGGUAAAUGACGGUUUUAGAAAUGUUUUUAUAGACAAGCCUAUGGAAUAUGUGAUGCUAUUUAUUUUCUGCAACUGAAGAACGAAUAAAAACUUGUGUUUGUGUGUGUUU
Messenger RNA from Microcebus murinus (gray mouse lemur), 1970 nucleotides. The record is from RefSeq and is a predicted model, not a curated record. Lineage: Eukaryota; Metazoa; Chordata; Mammalia; Primates; Cheirogaleidae.